Messenger RNA from Coccinella septempunctata (seven-spotted ladybird), 3822 nucleotides. RefSeq names its product mitotic checkpoint serine/threonine-protein kinase BUB1 beta-like. The transcript has 10 exons. The coding region runs from base 69 to 3383 and encodes 1104 amino acids. Gene Ontology annotation, molecular function: protein kinase activity; ATP binding. NCBI's taxonomy places the organism in Eukaryota, Metazoa, Arthropoda, Insecta, Coleoptera, Coccinellidae. Gene Ontology annotation, biological process: meiotic sister chromatid cohesion, centromeric; mitotic spindle assembly checkpoint signaling; protein phosphorylation. The record is from RefSeq and is a predicted model, not a curated record.
UGACAUUAUAAAAAUAAAAUUGUCGUUCGCAUAUUCGUCCGUUUUUAUUUAAUGAACGUCAAAUAGAAAUGGAUUUCGAAUUAACUAAAGAAAAUAUCCAGCCGCUUAGAGGAGGAAGGAAUCCAGUUCAGCUAGGAUUAGCUCUUCAAGCAGAAACAAAUCCAGAAAUCAGAAGAGAAUUGCAACUUCAAAGAGAAGCAUUCGAAAAUGCAAUAAGAAACUAUCAAGGGGAUGAUCCUCUUGAAAACUGGUAUCAAUUCAUUUCUUGGAUUGAACAGACGUAUCCAAAAAAUGGUCAUGAAGGAAAUUUAGUUCAGUUACUAGAACACUGCCUUAGCUUAUUUGAAAAUGAUAAACGAUACAUACAUGACAGACGAUUUUGCAGAUUGUGGAUAAAAUAUGUGGAUUAUCAACAAAACCCAUUAGAAUUAUAUCAAAUGAUGCAUGCUAGAGGCCUUUCAGUAGGUUGUGCAGAUUUAUACAAAGCUUGGGCGUAUUAUCAUGAAGCGGCAGGAGAUUACAAAAGUGCGAAUUCUAUUUUUGAAUUAGGAAAACAGGCAUUAGCACAGCCUUAUGAUGAAUUAGAGAUGGCCCACCAAAAUUUAGUUAUGGCAGCUGGAAAACAUAUGUUAUACGGUCCUAGUGAAGAUCAACUACUUGAAAGAAGACAAGCUCUUACUUCCCUACGUACUUAUAAAGGUGGAAAAGCAGUAGGUAGUGUCAGAGUUCCAGCAGCCUCAGGCCCUGGAAUUUAUCCUACUACUUCGAAUGAUAAUGUCAGGCCAAAUGCCGCUAUAACAGUCUAUCAAGAUGAUGGGGACGAAAUUAGGGGAGCUGCUGCUCCCCCUGUUAGUAUUUUGACGGUGGUGAAAAGGCAAGAGGCGCCUAAAGAAAAUCUACUAAAACCGGGACCUUGGUCUCUGUAUCCUUCUAAAAAGAAAAUGGCUGUGGUUCCUAGGAAGCCACCUUUCACAGUUCAUGUAGAUGAUGAGGAUGAUGUUCCUAGUGUUGAUCCUUCUUGUUCAAUCAACAUAAAUAAACCCCUACCUAAUUUUCCUCCAAAAACCAAAGAAACUUACGUUGGCUGGGUGGUUAACUUGACCAUGCCUGAACCAGUUGACAAUCGCUUACUGCCUAUGUAUCCUAAAUCGAGAGUCUAUGCAGAUCCUACUACCGAAUACAGCUUGGAAGAACUUGCAGCCUUAAGAUAUCAAAAAUCAGUGGUACAGCAGAACAGCAUGGUUUCAAUGUCGGUGGAGAAGCCGAACGUUAGCAAUUACAUGCUGGGAAGUUCGUUCAGCACAUCCCAUUCGAGAGAAAUGCAUACAUCUGAGCCGAGGCUCCAAUUAUCGCACCAAAAUGGAAAGUCUUCCGUGAUUCCCAUGCAAACCGGCGAAGUUAUCGACGUAGACCAAUAUUCUAAUCAAAAUCUUGCCGGUUUGAACACCUCUCCCGGUUCUAUUUGCUUCGAGACAUCCAACAGUAACGGAAGACAGGUUCCCCAGAAAAGUUUCCUAAAACCGGCCACUCCAAUAGGUAAUUUCGGAAGAGAAGCUGUUUUGGUGGAUCAAUCGUCUUUCGGGAUGGACAGCUCCAAGUUUUUCCAGGAGAUGACGAGUGUGUCCGAGAUGCCAUCCAUGGCCCCAGUGACCGUUCCCAGUUGUAAUUUCGUCAUUUGGACUUCGCCCUCCGCAGAAAAAGAAGCGCCGAAGCCAAAUGCCGUAAAAUUUUACGACCACGAACAACCAAGAGGUAGCGCCAUGAAGACUCCCUUUAAGGUACUAAGCGCAGAUGAUUUGGCUGAGACAGGGUCAAGGGGCAGCACGGACACGGCGAGCGCCGCCGCCCAACCGAUGGACAGCGCCAACAUCAAACAAAUUUUCGACGAGGAUAGCAACUCGUCCUUCGACGAGAUCAAAGCGAACAUCGUGUAUUCCGACCUGAACAACAGUUGCAAUACGCAAAUGUUCAAUUUCAAUUUGAACGCCAUGAAGGUGAGCACCCCGCAGUCCAAGCAGCACGCCCCGCAGAAUUGUUUCGAACAGGUUAAGGCCACGAAGAAGCAACUCUUCGAAAAUGAGAACGAAACGAAGAAGAGCGAUGAUGCUCUGUCGAUAAUCUACGAGGAGAGUAAAAGUUACGCAUCCAGCUCUAGUUCCAGCGCCGCUACCACCAAAUCCUCGGUGUUGGGCACCACCAAACCCACAGCCAUGACGACGAUCUCCGAGGAACACAACAGCUACUUGGCUCAGAAUCUCAUGGCCAACGAGGCUUUGCGUAAGAGCCUCUUGGGCGAUCUCUUACCCUCCCAAGAAACUUCCCCGGUUACGCGGAUGGAAGACGAACCGAUGUCUUGUUCCAGCCCUCCAGCGACCGACGUCCACAGAAACAGACUGGACGUGGCCCCGUCCGACCCUUUCAAACCGUCGGAAAUCGAGAAACUGCUGAAUCUGGUCUCGUUCCCGGGACCCCACAUCCCCGAGUUUCAUCAGGUAUCGAUGAUACCCAGGAUAUCGGGCAAGAGGGAGACUGUGUCCGUCGGCGGGGAUCAGUACAUGGUGGAAAAAAUAUUGGGUAAAGGUACCUUCGGCACGGUGUAUAAGGCUCAGGACUAUAAGAACGGGAAACCGGUGGCUUUGAAGUAUCAGAAACCGGCCAACAAAUGGGAGUUUUACAUCUGUAGGGAAAUUCAGACCAGAUUACGGAACAAUCCGCUCAGGGAACGCUUCAUGGACGUCACUUCUGGAUAUUUCAGUGAUCAGGCAUCUAUUUUAGUAUAUGCUUUCAUGCCAUAUGGUUCACUUCUAGAUUUGGCCAAUCAAGUGAAAUUAAAAACAGGUAAACCUAUGCAGGAGUGCCUCUGUUUCUACUUCUGCAUUCAGAUGCUCAGAAUAGUGGAAGCCAUGCACCAAAUAAAAAUUAUCCACGCAGACAUAAAGCCAGAUAACUUUUUAAUUCAGUUGACCGCAGAUAGCAUAGAUUUACAAUUAAUAGACUUUGGAUGUAGCAUCGACAUGUCAUUGUACCCACCGAAUACGAGCUUCACAAGAAAGGUACAGACGGAAAGUUUUAUAUGUUGCGAAAUGUUGGAGAACAAACCGUGGAAUUAUCACACCGAUUUGUUCUGCAUAGCGGCAACGACGCAUGUCAUAUUAUUCGAUAAGUAUAUAGAGCUUCAGAAGAAGUAUGACGCUUGGAGCAUAAAGGAAAAAUUCCCAAGAUACAUGAAGUCAGACUUAUGGAACAAAUUUUUUGAUACACUGUUGAAUCGGCAAAAUGAGGCUGGACAUCUGCAGGUUGCUUUAGAUGAAGCUUUAAGUACUCAGUAUGAUAAGUGCAUGAGUGGUAUGAAAACAUUGGUAAAUUUGAUAAGGAAUCGAUAGCAUACAGGGAAAAAGAGGAAACGUCAAAGUUAGAGAGUACCACUCAGAAAAUGUCUGUAGUAAAAUAUGAGGGAUUGGGAAAUUGUUGGGAAAGAUGCACAUUAUUGUUCAAAAGAAUUUUUUUUGAAGAUUUCAACAAUUUUCAUUCAAAUUGUUAUCUUAAGAAUUCAUCACAUUGUAAUGAAUGGAAUUAAUGAUUAUGGAAUCUUUUAUUUAAUUCUUUCUCAAUAUAUUUACUCUCCAUUCAAUGUAUAGCUUAAAUACUCACGAAUCUCAACAUAAGAAUAAGACGUUUCCUUUUAAAAUCUGAUCUAUCUUGUAACUAAAUUAUCAAACUGAAUGGUUUGAAGUUUUAUUGUUCAGUGAUCUAAUAGGAUGUUUAUUUAAGUUAAAAAUAGUAUUAUGUAAUUUACAAAUUAUUAAAACUUUCAUGUAAGUA